AUGUUUCAACUAUUAUUUUGUUUAUGUUUCGUAACGUCAUCAUUUUGUAACGGCGUAGGUGAAAACAACCUAUUUGAUUUAAAAAGUGCUCGUCCUGCUCUAUGUCCAAUUGUUGGUUUUAACGGUAUGUUUUGUCCUGGUGGUAGUGGUAGUAAGAUUAAUGUUACUAGUAAAAAAUUAAAAUCAUCAACUGAAUCUGAACCAGUUGACUUACCAAAUAGUGUUGGUAUGGCUAUUGAUAUUAGUACAGGUGCUUUAUUAUUAUCAGUAUUAAAAAUAUCUAAGGGUGUUCAAAAAUGGACCGAUAAACAAUCAAAACAAACGUUUCUUAUAUCACCAGAAUUAAUAUUAACAGAACCACAGUCAUCUAAUAAUGAAAAAACCACAGUAAGUUUACCACUAUAG
This is a messenger RNA of Didymodactylos carnosus, 405 nucleotides long. The record is from the annotation of a GenBank genome assembly. NCBI's taxonomy places the organism in Eukaryota, Metazoa, Rotifera, Eurotatoria, Philodinida, Philodinidae.